AUGGCCGAUCAUAGUUAUGAGCACGAUAGAAGUAACUGGAACGUUGAUGUUGACGAUUGGAUAACUGAACUCAGUUCUGAUAUCCAAGAGACUGGUGGAAAUACUGGAAUGGAGGAAAUGAGGAAAAAUGUGCCCUCAUCUAGUUCGAAUAAUUUAAGUCAACUGAGUAAGGUUCCUGUAAAUUUGGAGGGUAAAAAAUUGUAUCGAGAUGUUUCAUGCAAGCGCAUUUGUAAAGAGCUUGACACCUUGGUUUCUUUAUCCUUUUUAUUCUUUUCUGUGCAGUUCUUUCUUCUUCGCAUCUCUAUAAGUGAUCUUCUUCUUGAACAUGGUGUCUCAGUCUCUCUUUCUCAAACUGCAUGUGUAGCAUAA
Molecule: messenger RNA, 369 nt
Organism: Ilex paraguariensis (yerba mate)
Lineage: Eukaryota; Viridiplantae; Streptophyta; Magnoliopsida; Aquifoliales; Aquifoliaceae
Source: the annotation of a GenBank genome assembly